UUGCAGACACAUUUUUUGCUUUGGCAGUUGGCGGCUAUUGCAUAUUAUUGGCUGAGCUGAUUUACUGUGACUUGCUGCCAGCUCACAAAUGCAGCCCUGGUAGGCCUUUUGCAUGAGCCAUGUCAAAUAACCUUACGACAAAUGUCGAGGAAGAGCAACGACGGCUUAUUGAAAGGCUAAGGCCAAGCCUUGAGUCUCUCAACCGGAUUCAAGAUCGUAUCAAUUUAGCCAACAGCAAGCAUGUCGCAACAUUACUCGAUUCUGUCGUACAAGUCCUGAACACCACACCAGAUCCCGUCGAGACUGUGACAACCUACCAUAUCACGAGUAUAAUCCAAACUUUGGUGAACUUGUAUCGUCUUCGUGAACAAGGCGAGCCGCUACCGACACAGGUUGCUGAGCUUUGGUUGACAAUUGUUCACAUACUCUUGUCGCGUACUGCUUGGAGAGAGACUAUGGGCCAACAAGAGUUGCAACAAUAUAUUGUUUACUUCACCUUGAACAUCAAUCCAUCGCCCUUCAACGCCGAUAACCAAAUCAAAUCCUCGGAAGAGCUCAAGCACAUCGCAAUUAAUUGUAUCUCGACCAUACUUCCAGCCAAAUAUCAGGAGGGUCGCAAGCUUGAUGAAACUUACGAGGUGGUCUUUGGUGAUCGAGAACAUUUCUGGAAAAAUAUCAUGGCUUUGCGAGACGAGAGUUUUUGGCUACCACUUAAUCACACUCUCAACGUUUUGAGGAAUCUUGCUGUACAAGAGCAGAAGCUACAGCUUCGCCUGGAUGCAAUUCAAACUCUAUCACAAUUGACACUGGAUAAUCUGAUGAACAUUGAUCUACUCGCUUCAAUCAUGGCCGGUCUCACGUCUGGUUUGGCGAAAAUUAUCUUGCAAAAUGGUGAAAAGGAGCAUCAUCAAGUCGUAGUAUCGUCCCUCCAAUUCCUCGGUGACUUCAUUUGUGCUGUUAUGAACGACGAAGAAAAUUUCAUGUUCAUUCCACAAGUAACAGGGCUCAAGGAGUUGUGGGAACUCAACAAGAAUCAAUCUGAUAAAGAGAGUAAAGAUGAUCAACCUGACGUUAAGCAGGACAUACCCUCUGCUACCAAAGGAGGGAAUCCGUCGAGGAAAGUUGAAAGGACGAAAGGAUGGUUCGCGUAUACCAAAACACGCUUAAGGGAUUUGAUAUCCAAUGUUCUAAAACUGCGACAGCACCCAGAUUGGCGAGCAAGGAUUGCGUUCGUCAACUUUGCUUAUGACAUUUGUGCAAAAUGUGCAAUGUCCAUGGAAGACUCAGUACCGAUGCUAAUUGAAACUAUGGUGUUAUAUGUGGAUGAUGAAUACCCUCCGGUAUCCCAAAUCACCAAGCAGCAUCUUCAAGCUCUUUCUAUCUCCAAGGAAUUUGCAGAUAUUUUGUUACCCAUGGUCAAGGAGAAGUUGUAUCAGUGGAUGACGGCACUUCCUCGAUAUAUUUUGUCUGGAAACGAUAAGGAGCAGAGAAGCGCAAUAUCAAUGGUUAUUGGAUUUACGACCUUACUGGGACCCGAACUUCAGACGUCACUCGACUUGAAUUUUCCCAAAAUCAUUGAUAGUUGGCUCAGUAUGAUGGAAUAUGACCACAACGACCUCCGUAUGGUUGAAGAUAGAGGAGACGCCGUCCGGUAUCAGGAGCUACAAGAAUCAAAUUUAGAUCAACCAUCAAAUACAAAAUCACAAUUUCCAGUAUACCCCCAAAUUCACUUUAAGCAUAUCAAUUCGGAUAGUGCAACCAACCAACUUGCGCUCAUGUUUCAGCACCUUGGAAAAUAUGGAGAUAUUCGAACAUUGACUGAUAUGUUUAUGACCAAAUUCUUUGAAGGUACUAAUCCCAAGUGGCAGCCUCAGUGUGCAUACACAAUCAUACACUUGUUGAUUGGAAAUGCAGAAUCACCAUCCGAUAAUCAAGACGGGCUGUCCAGGGUGGUGAAAUCCGUGUUGAACCAGUUUAUUGAACUUGACCUUACCCAAAUUGAGGCAAUGCAAAAUGGAACCAACAACGCUUUGACUACUUUUAAACCACAACGACAUACCCCAAUGUCCAAUGUCUACUCUACGGCCACAGUCAUCACUAUUUGCAACUGCCUGCAUGCCAUCGGAAUAACAAUACGUCUCAUGUCAAAGAAAGCAGUAACUUCCGAACUCAUCACUCUUUUAUAUCCUCUCUUGUCGUAUUAUGGAUCGACUAAUCUACAUGUACAUACGUUUGCCAAAAUCACUCUGGAGACAUUAUGUCAACGAUGUGAAUACGACAAUGUGAAAAGCUUGAUUAUCGACAACAUUGAUUAUGUUAUCAAUGAAAUCUCUCUUCGAUUGCCCUCCCUGCUCAGCAAUCUUUCCCUCCCCCAUGUCCUUCAAGCACUGAUCAAGCUUGGUGAUAUGAAUGCUGUGAAAUAUCUUGAUGACUCCAUUGACGAAAUCUUCGAAGCUUUGGAUCGAUAUCAUAUGAACCAAAUUAUUUGCAAGGAUUUGUGCGCUGUGUUGAUCGAAAUUGUUCUCGCAGUCGAACAUGAUCAUUUACUCCAUCACCCGCAGCAAGAAAAGGCUAUGGACGUGGACGUAGUCGCAAACACAAGUUCGACUUCGAGCGAAGUAGCAGAGUUCAUCCGUACUCAGAAGAAACAGCAAUCACUCGCGGCAGAGGCUGGAGAUGAUAAGGAACAUACUAGCAUGGAAGAGAUUGGAAAUUACUUCUUAGAGCAGCAAAGGAUGAAAGAAGAGGCCGUGGAUGCGGAAAGUAGUGAUAUGCAAGAUGAGUCCAAUCCGGUGACCGAGAAUGAUCUUCAGGAUCUCGAAGACAUGGCGCGUGCAGAUGCAGAACAACGUGAGCGCGAAAAACGAGAUCAGGCUCCACUGCCUAGUUAUGAGCAAAAACGAAUACUGGACAUUCUUCGAAAAACGCACCAUUUCCUCACCUCACCACAACCACAACUACGUUCCCAAAUUUUGCUUCUCAUGACGGCGGCCAUACCUAUUUUAGCUGAUAAUACCAAAGAAUUGUAUCCAAUUGUGCACACCAUUUGGCCCGCCAUUGUACGCCGACUGGAUGAUACAGAGCAUUAUGUGGUGAUGAAUGCGACUUCCUUACUACAAACUAUCGCGGAAUUCUGUUCUGAUUUUUUGACUCAGCGAGUGGUGGCGGACGUUUGGCCCCGAUUCCAACGGGUAUUGGAUCAAGUAGCAAAGCUACAGCGAAGCAACAAGCAGGUCUAUGCUUCGGUGUCAAACAAUAAUGCAUAUUCAGUGUAUUCUAAAGAACAUAAGCUGGUAUACUCUAUACUGAGCACUCUGAAAGAGAUCGUAGAAUAUGUACCUCUCAAGCAUCAAACUCUGCAAGAAACUGUCGCCAGUGCUCGAUGGUAUCUCGCUGAACCGGAUUGGCAUCCCCAAAUUCAAGACGCUGCUGUCAGUUUGUACAAAGCUUUGUAUCAAAAAUAUCCCGAUAUCACUUGGCUUUCGUGUCUUAGUUUGUUGGGUCGUCAGCAAUUGAUAGAUAUCAGCCAAGACGCUCUGCUCAAGCAAAAUGUGGCUUCGGUCAAGAUUCCGGACUGGUUUGAACAGGGCGCUAGCCGUGACUUUGCUAAGAAUGUCAGCCGCGUAUUAUACGGGCAAGGAUGAAUGGAGUAUUGUAUGAUUACUUUGAGCCGGUCGUAUAGACGUCGGGUGUGCGUAAUUUUGAAGCGUACGCAAUAUCAUCCAUAGAUUAUCGAUUUUGCAACAGCAAAAUAGAUCAUGUAAUUAGAUCAUUUAAUACACAUUU
Messenger RNA from Umbelopsis ramanniana AG, 3786 nucleotides. RefSeq lists its product as uncharacterized. Gene Ontology annotation, cellular component: cytoplasm. The transcript has a single exon. The record is from RefSeq and is a predicted model, not a curated record. Bases 120 to 3644 code for a protein of 1174 amino acids. Gene Ontology annotation, biological process: chromatin remodeling. Lineage: Eukaryota; Fungi; Mucoromycota; Umbelopsidomycetes; Umbelopsidales; Umbelopsidaceae.